AUUUAUUUUCCGCCCCAUACUUUGUGCCUGUUAGGUGGGAGAGUUCUGGCUUUUGGAGAAAGUUUGGGAACCGGGAAAGCCCAGUCAAUAUGAGUGACCCCCGGCAGGACUUGGUUGUGGAGUAUCGCCUCGAUGCCAGCGGUUCCGGGCCUUCAGACCCUCUGUCCGGCAUCGACUGGAAGGAGAGGUGUAUGACGCUGGAGGCGCAGCUCCUGAAAUUUCGUGUGCAGGCCUGCAAAAUCCGUGAACUUCUCGCAGAAAAGAUGCAGCAGUUAGAGAGGCAGGUCCUGGAAGCAGAUCGUCGUGCAGAAAAGGCUAACCAGCAGGUCCAAAUAAUGGAAGAAAAAUUGAAAGCAGCCAACAUUCAGACAAGUGAAUGUGAGAACAAACUUUAUAGGAGGUGUCUAGACCUGCAGACCCUCAUCCAAGAAAAGGAUGAUAUCAUCCAGGUUCUUGAGCAGCAAGUCGAGGAACAGAAACAAAUGAGACACCAGGAGGCUAAAAUUGUUGAGGAGAAGGCAACACGAAUCAAAGAGUGGGUGACCACAAAGCUACAUGAGCUUGAAGCAGAGAAUGAAAAUCUACGGUCUGCCACAAAUCAACAGCUCCAGGAGAUUCAGAAGCUACAAAAGGAAUUAAAAGAAGCAGAACUAAAGAAGCUUUCUUCUUCAACUCACAAACCAGGAGAAGCCCAGAGGUUGAGUAGCCUGACAUUUGGGUGCUUUCAAGUUAGACCAAAGAAUCCAAAUGUCAUCAGUGGCCCAAAGCACGGGCAGCAUCUCACAGCCUGUACACAGAAAGAGGUUCCUGCUGAAAGGAUGUCACCAGAAAAGGAGCAUGACAAGGACACUGCAAAUCAAGAUAUUGGCAGGUCUCAAGUGUUACUCCCAUCAGAGUUGGAGAAGGAACCCAAAACUAAUGCUGUGGCUAAGCAGUUGCCAAGCAGGGACAGUUUGGAUAAACAGCAAGCAAAUCUGGACCCCAGCUACAUGUCUCCUAGCUUUCCGGUUUCUGCCCCUGGACGCAGCCGGGUAGGCAGUGAGACCUAUCUCACUGCUUCAGAUGACAGCAGCUCACUGUUUGACGAUGAUAUGCAGAGAACUGAUGGAAAGGGCUUGUUUCUGUCUCCAUUGGCAAUGCCAGAGUUUGACAGCUCAUCAGAUGAGCUGAGCAAAACAUUUCAAGGCCAGAGCCUUAACUCCUCCUCGUCAUCCAGUCCCAGCCCACUCCCAGUCCAGUGCUCUUAUGUGGACAGAACUGUUAAUAGGGUUGGUACCGACCUGUCACUGUUACGGAAGCAUCUAAGCCAGCCACAGCUUAGUACAGAUCGUCUAUUUGGGUGUAACCGGAAUGCUAUCAGCCUGCUGCGGCCACCCUGGAAUUCAGAGAUAGAUAUUGACCAGGAGAAGGUGGAAGCCAUAGUGGAUGAUGAUGUUUUUGCCUACAAUUCAACAGAGGUUGAAAAUCAAAUGAAGGAAUUGGAAGGACGUCCUCCAAGUAAUACACCUCCCACCCCUCCGCUACAUCGGCUGCCAUCCUGGGAAAGCAGAAUUUAUGCAGUUGCCAAAUCAGGAAUGUGUCCUUCUGAAUUGUCUGCUGGCAGCACUUGUAAAUACUCCAGUGGAGGGCUGACUUCCUUCUCGGCCUCAGCAUGUUUUACUUCUUUGAUUUACAGGAAUGUAAGCACUCCAGUAUAUGCCAUCCUGAAAGGGAAAGCAACUCAGUUAAGCAAUACACCUUUAUUAGAUGAAUCAUCUGAAUCUGAUGGGGAAAAGAGUUCCCGGUCAAGUUCUCAGACCUCAGGCUCUCGGACUACUGGGUCCAAUUCAAGGAAGGAGAAUGGUCCAGGGAGCCCUCGUGCCAUGAAAAGAGGUGUCUCCGUGUCCUCCAUGAACUCUGAAAAUGACUAUGCCAUCCCACCAGAUGCCUACUUCACAGAUACGGACUGCUCAGAGCCUGAACAGAAACUUCCUAAGACAAGCUUGUGUGUGGGGGACAACAGCAAGAGUGAGCAUUUGGAGAAGUCAGGCUAUUUGCUUAAAAUGGGAGGACGAGUGAAAAGCUGGAAGCGACGCUGGUUCGUUCUGAAGAGUGGGGAGCUGCUCUACUAUAAGUCUCCUAGUGAUGUGACCAAGAAACCACAGGGACAGAUUGAGCUUAAUGCCUUGAGCAGUAUAGUUCGUGGUGAAGGAAAGCAGACCAUUCAGCUGGUCACUGAGAAGCGGCUCUACUUUCUAUCAGCGGACUCUCCAAACAUUUUGGCUGAGUGGAUUAGAGUUCUGCACAAUGUGCUGCAGGUUCAGACAGCCAUCCCGCUGUUCACUCAGCCUGAGGUGAAGCCCACCAUGAAAGGACUGCUGACAAAGGUUAAACAUGGGUAUUCUAAGCGUCUGUGGUGCGUUUUAAUAGGAAAAACCCUGUACUAUUUCCGUAGUCAGGAGGACAAGUUUCCUCUGGGCCAGAUCAAGCUGUGGGAAGCUAAGGUGGAGGAAGUGGACCGAUCUUGCGAUUCUGAUGAGGAUUAUGAGAGCAGUGGAAGAAACCUAAUGUCCACACAUUACACACUUGCUAUCCAACCCCAAAAUCAAGGUCCGACCUACCUACUGAUUGGCUCAAAGCAUGAAAAGGAUGCAUGGCUUUACCAUCUGUCUGUAUCAGCUGGUACUACAGGCUCUUCAGUGGGCACUGAAUUUGAACAGUUGGUAAGCAAGCUAAUGAGCGUGGAAGGAGAUCCCAACUCCCAGGUUUGGAGACAUCCCAUCCUUUGCUACAGCAAAGAUGGAAUCACCAAGCCUCUUACCACCUUGCCAUCAGAGGCUCUGCAGACAGAGGCCAUUAAGCUGUUUAAGACUUGUCAGUUAUUCAUCAAUGUUGCCAUCGACACUCCAGCUAUUGACUAUCAUGUGUCACUGGCACAAAGUGCACUGCAGAUAUGUCUUACUCAUCCUGAGCUGCAGAACGAAAUGUAUUGUCAACUCAUCAAGCAGACAAGGAAGAGGCAGGCUGAUAGCCUUGCAGGGCCUGUGCAGGGCUGGCAGUUGCUUGCUCUCUGUCUGGGCCUCUUUCUGCCUCCGCACCCUUUCCUCUGGCUUUUAAAGUUGCACCUAAAGAGGCACAACGAGUCCAGAACAGAGGUGGGAAAGUAUGCUGUUUACUGUCAACGGUGCAUGGAGCGCACACAGCAAAGGGGAGAGCGUCAAGCCAAACCCUCUCGCAUGGAGAUCCUUUCCAUUCUGUUAAGAAACCCUUAUCAUCAUUCUCUACCUUUCAGUGUGCCAGUACAUUUUUUAAAUGGUACCUACCAGGUGGUGGGCUUUGAUGCGUCAACGACAGUGGAUGAGUUCCUGAAUACACUGAGCCAGGAGACGGGCAUGAGGAGACUAGCACAGGGCAGCUUUGCUCUUUUCACCUAUGACCCAUCAGGAAGUGGCCUUGAGCACUGGCUGCAUGGAAAUAUUAAGAUAUGUGAUAUUAUUUCUAAAUGGGAACAAGCUUCCAAAGAGCAGAAUCCUGGGAAGACGGACAGCAACAGAACAUUCCGACUUACUUAUAAAAAUAGACUAUAUUUCUCACAGCUUGCAAGGGGAGAAACUGAAAGAGAGAGACUGCUACUCAUGUAUCAGACCAACGAAGAAAUAAUCCUCGGACAGUUUCCUGUAAACAAAGAGCUGGCCUUGGAGAUGGCUGCACUUCUCACACAGGUGGAGUUUGGAGAUUUUGAUCACCCAUGUGCGACCACAGCCGGACAAGUGUCUUCCCAGUCCAAGUCCAAGCAAACACUCAAACAAAUACUGGACAGGUUCUACCCGAAACAGUAUCAAGAGGGCUGUUCAGAUGACCAGCUCCGGCAGCUGCGCCAGAUGUUGAUAGCAAAGUGGACAUCUCUGAGGGGGCGAACAGCCUCAGACUGUGUCCGCAUUUACCUGACUGUUGCAAGGAAAUGGCCUUUGUUUGGAGCUAAGCUGUUCUUUGCUAAAACAAUCACAUCAUCGCCUUGCCCAAAUGUCCCUGUAUGGUUAGCAGUUAAUGAAACUGGCAUCACUGUCCUGGAGCAGAAGUCAAUGAGGCCGCUGAUGUCCUACAUGCAUAGAAACCUGAUGACCUUUGGAGGCUGCCGAGAUGACUUCAUGUUGGUUGUAGGUCUAGCCAUUGGUAAUGGGCAUAUCAAAGACAAGCCUACAGAAAAGCACUUGUUUGCCAUGCCCAAGCCAAAGAUCUUAGAGAUGACUCUACUUAUUGCUAGCUACAUCAAUAGUUUCCAGCAACAGAAAACAUCAACACAUCAUUUGUCUGCUCCAGCCUUCCUCUCUGUUCCACUAGAUGGUCCAUGCUAUGAACCCCAGAAGCUCCCCAGUCGAACAACCAAAGGGCCCACCUUGCUGUGAGAUGACUAGUAAUGCACCAGAAGCACUCGAUCAGCCUGCUUGAUUACUAUUCAGUGUGCCUAACCAAUCUACUGACCUUCUGGUAAAGCUUGUUAGAGAAGGCAGGCGCAUCUUAUAAUGUGGCUUGAAACUUGUUUCGCAUUCAACUCUGGCAUGGUCGUGUUUCAGUGAUAAAGUAAAAAGCAAAGGGAAUGUGUCUACAGUCAUUGGGAAGUCACUCAACAUCUUUCAGCCAUAAUGAGAGUGUGGACUUGGCUCAGACAUCUUCAUAGUGUUCCAAAGCAAGGUGCACCCCGUGGUCAGCUUGCACCAUCGCAGUCCUCUGUAAUCAACAGUCAGACCGGUGCUCUUCUCGGAUGUUUCCGAAGCACCUUCUCUGUUAUGGGACAGUGCAGGUGAGACAUACCAGAGAAGAUAAUGGAUGGAGCACUUGCAGCACCACAACUAACUGAAAGAAAGAAAGAAAGGGAUUUUUUUUUUUUAAUUUUGAAUUGAAUUUUAUUAAUCAAUACUCAACAUGUCAUUUACAAUAGCAAAAGUAAAGCAAACAAAGAAAACCCCAACUCACCCCCCCCCCCAAAAAACAACACUUAAUGUAUAUGUUAAAAAAGAAGAACCAAUUCAUUAUCUCCAAGUUUAACACACUAUUUUUCCUCAAAAGAAUUCACGUUUUCAGUCAUUCUGUAAAAUUUAUAUUCUACAAACAACCCUGGCUUUUACCAGUCCAUGAAAUAUUUUGAUCGUAUCACAUUGUUUGUUUGAUUUCACUUUCUCUUUUCGUGAGCUUGGCCUGUCCAAUGAGGAAAUUACCAAUCAUACAUUCAUCUUGGUUAUACUUAUUCUCAUUAAUAACAUAAAUAGGUACGCAGUCAUUAAAAGGCAAGAUAAGAACUCUAAAAACAGUGGUAGGAAUAUGUAAAAGAGGCUGAAGUCUAGAACAGAAAGCCGUGAAGAACGGUCUCUCUGUCUCCAAAGAAGGACAUUUGUCUGUGACUGAAAGAUCAAGCAGCGAGACGUGGGAAUUAGCAGCAGUGAAGCUGUGCAGCACACACCAUUGCGAAUCACCGGUUCUUUUGUUCAGUGGUGGUCUAUAUUACCCUGGCUUUUACCAGUCCAUGAAAUAUUUUGAUCGUAUCACAUUGUUUGUUUGAUUUCACUUUCUCUUUUCGUGACUUCUAAAUGGCCAGCUUGGCCUGUCCAAUGAGGAAAUUACCAAUCAUACAUUCAUCAUGGUUAUACUUAAUUAUUAGUGCCAUAAAUAAAUACACAGUCAAAUUAAGAAAGACAGAAAGAGAAAGAACAGGAAGAAAGAGCAUCUCCAUUCAUCCUGCCACUUUCAAGUGGGGUUUACUCAGCAGAGCCUGAUGAGGAUUGUGUGCUAAAUGAUUCUUCAGAACAAGCUAAGUAUACAAUUUUUGUGUUCUGAUUUUUUUUUUUUCUAUUUUGAUGCCAUUGUGGCUUUGCAGUAUUGUUGGAGGAACUUUCCGUACCAUAACGUUUUCCAUAGCGCACUGCCCAGCAUUAAUCUUUGUCCGUUUCUAAAACUAUUACUCCCUGCUGGGCACAUUGGAUACAUCAGAGGGUCUCGCAGAUGGUUUAGCAGAUUGUACUCUUAAGAGUUGAUUUCAGGAUAUAUCAGUCUUACCAUGGGUGAUGUUGAAAGCUGCUAGGGCCUAAAUAUAAAACAUCUGUUGGGUGAUCACAUCUGCCAUUAACCAGCCUAACAGGCUAAUGGAUUUGCUCUCUGUAGCCAGCGAAAGCCGCAGUGUAAACUGUUGGACCAACGAAUACGACUCACUACCUGCCUGUUAAAGCCCAUUGCGGCACUCCUUGUGUGAUUUUGGGCUAUACGAAAAUAAAUUGUAUAUACAAAGGGUACCAUAACAGUGACAGCUGUGUUUUGUGUUUCUCAGGUUGGUCACCGGGUCUCAGGGUGACGGUGAAGUCGCCUCACAUUCCAGUUUAGCAACCACCUCCCAGAGGGGAGCCCAAGUGGCCCAACUUUCCACUUUAGCUUUUGCGGUCCUACUUUCUCCAGUCAUCUAAAAUAUGCCUCUGCCCAUUGUCCAGUUUAGGCCCAUAUUUCUUAUUCACCUGCCUUUUGCCUCCCAGAUCAGUCAUUGGCAUCCACAGUUAUCCACCUUGUCCCCUGUGAUCAUUCUGAGGAAAUGGUGUGCCCUGUGAAUUAGAGCAUUGGAAGCUGUGCUGUGUUGGCACCGUGAUGUUGAGGUUUGGCUGCUUGUCUCCUGGGAUCCCAUUCGCUGGACCUGUCACACGCAGUAUUGUUUAGGCACAAUGUCCGUCUACUUUUUCAUCUUUUCUGCAUUCUGUACCCCUCUUGAAAGUUAAUAAAUGUUUGUAAGCAUGG
Molecule: messenger RNA, 6753 nt
Organism: Polypterus senegalus (gray bichir)
Lineage: Eukaryota; Metazoa; Chordata; Cladistia; Polypteriformes; Polypteridae
Product: pleckstrin homology domain-containing family H member 2-like
Exons: 30
Coding region: 90-4385 (1431 amino acids)
Biological process (GO): negative regulation of actin filament depolymerization
Cellular component (GO): cytoplasm; cytoskeleton
Molecular function (GO): actin binding
Source: RefSeq, a predicted model, not a curated record